This is a messenger RNA of Lathyrus sativus (Indian pea), 333 nucleotides long. Lineage: Eukaryota; Viridiplantae; Streptophyta; Magnoliopsida; Fabales; Fabaceae. The record is from the annotation of a GenBank genome assembly.
AUGUUGGAAGGAAAAGGCGUGGUGCGAGAGACAGACAUGGAAGAAGUGAUGCAAAGCCAUGUCAUGGAGUUAGCUCACCAAGCUCUAGAUGCACAUGAAGUUUCCGAUUGUCAGAACAUUGCCUAUUUCAUCAAACAGAAACUUGAUGAAACAUAUGGACCUGCAUGGAAUUGUGUUGCUGGAAAUGAUUUUGGAUCUUGUAUUACACAUUUAUGUGGAAGUUUCAUAUUCUUUCGAGUAGAGAUGAUGGAAUUUCUGAUCUUUAAAGAUGGAAAAGACUUCACAGAAAGCAGGGAAGAAGUUAUCAGAGUUAUACAGAAACCGGGAACUUGA